GUACUUCCCCAGCCGAUCAGAAGCAUUUCCAGGCGACGUAAACUGGGUUUGGCUGAAGGAGCGGAGAGAAAAAAAGAAAUUUGAAAUUGUUGGAGGUGAAGUUGGUGAUUCGACCAUGGCUGCUGAGCUGGACUUCUCUCCCCCUGAAAUUCCAGAGCCUACCUUCAUGGAGAACAUCCUACACUAUGGCCUUUUCUUUGGUGCCAUUUUCCAGCUCAUCUGUGUGUUGGCCAUAAUCCUUCCCAUUCCGAAGUCAUAUAAAACAGAUACUGAAAGCUCUGAGAUGAAAAGCUCAGAAAUGAUGAAGAAACCCAGGAAUGUGGCUACAUCAGUGAGCAAGAAGCCCAAGAAAGAAACCAAAAAGAAGCGAUAAAGCAGCAUCAUGAUGAACCUUUAAAGGCGAUGUGUUGGCAACCAUCAAUCUUUCUUGAAGAUGACAUCUGUGAACAGCAAUGUACAAAGCAUCCAGUGCAGCUGUGCUUAUUCUUAUGUCUGGUCAAGAGGAACCACAUGAGGAUUAUUGUUUCAUCUGAUCUGUUGUAAAUACCUGUAUGGGUUACUGAACUUCCCUCCUUGGGAUGAAAUAUAGGGGCAGAAGAGAGUUGUCUAUCUCCUUUGGGGAUGUCUGAGAUAUAAAGUGCAGGUUCCCUGAAAGGAAAUUGGACCAUAGGCUUUGCCUCCUCCAAAUGCCUUUUACCAUAUAGAUAUAUUGUAAAGACGAGGGAUCAAGCACAACAGCUUCUUUUUUUGUAUGUUCUCAAUGAGCUUAAAAUAACUGAUUUUAUAACCUCGUGAUGUUUUCACCUUGUUAAAAAGAAUCUCGUAAUUCUUAUAAUUACCUCCCUGAUUUUAGCUUUCCUUGGGUAAGAGCAUUCUCUGCUAUUCUGACUACUCUUUCCCUUGCACCUAUUAUAUAAGUAAGUCAUCUCUCUCCUUUCUACUUUGAAAUGCAUUUGUGACUCUCUUUUUUUUAAGGUUUAGGUGGGCUGAAUGAAUGAGAACCAUGACUCACAUAAAGUGAUAGGGUAAGCUUGCUUGGUAGUGGAGGUGUUGGUUCCUGCGGAACUUGGGAGGGGGAAAAGAACUAUCUGCAUACAGAUGAAAACUUCACAGUAGGAACAAAAGUAGAACAGUUCAAGUUAGGGAUGUGCACAAAGCAUUUCAUGCAGCCGCGUGGGGACAGAAAGCGGUAGCUUUAAAAGGAGGCAUGCAGAUCUUACCUGCUUCUCUUCUGCCCCCUGUGGCGCUGUUGGCCCUAAAAAGCCAUGUGGCUGUGGUGCUGCUCUGAGCAGCCCAUGUGUGGCAUCAGCACACACAUGGCUGCCGCACAUGCAUGGUGGCCAUGCGCAUGCCUACCCCUCACACGGGCUGCUCAUAGCAGCACCACAGCCACGUGGCUUUUUAGGACCAACAGCGCCACGGGGGGAUGGGUGGCGGGCGGAGAAACAGGUAAGACCUGCAUGCCUCCUUUUUAAAACUUACUCAUCCCCCGCUGAAACUAUUUGGCUGCAGCAACUUGGAUUGUUUCAGUGUCUCUCUAAUUAGGCACUGAAAUGAUUCGGGCACAUCCCUAGUUCUUUCAGAGAUACACAGAAUCCAGUGCUGUUCAAUGGCCAGAGGCGUAUCUAGGGAAGAUAGCGCCUAGGGCAAGCGCUGAAAUUGCGCCCCCUGUCCAAACAUCUGACACUCAUCUUUCAGAUAACUUUACCAUAAUAUCAGCUGAAAAAUACAAGUCUGAAGGUCACAUACAAGUCACAUAUAUGAAUAUGUGUACAGUGUCAUAUUAUAGUAAUUUUUUUAUUAAAAAAAUUACCUGUAGCCCCUUUGGGGGGCUUCCUAAAGGCCAUGGGGGGUCUACAAAGGUUACCCCUCCCCCCCACUGGCCUCUAGGGCCUCACAGGGACCAUUUGAGCAUGUGCGGUGGCCAUUUUUUAAAAUAUAUAUUUUUUAAAAAAAAAUGGCCAUUGAAAACAAAAUGGCCACUGCGCAUGCUCAAAUGGCCUCUGCGAGGCCUGGCAUGGCCUAGGGCCUCACAGAGGCCAUUUGAGCAUGCGCUGUGGCCAUUUUGUUUUUGGCAGCCAUUUUUUAAAAAAAAUUAAUGUUAAAAAAUGGCACCCCCUUUCAAGUGGCGCCCAGGGCACGUGCCCUGCAUGCCCCAUGCUAGAUACGCCCCUGUCAAUGGCCUUUAUUUAUAUUACUAGCAAAGCACUCUGCUUGACAUCCAGAGCAAUGUACUGCUUGUGGAAGGAUUUUACACUAGCCCAGCUUUUGCUCUAUCUAAUAGCACUAAGUCUGGAGGCUGCAUUCCAAACUAGUGUUGUGCUCCCAUAAAUAUUAUUCUGGUUGUGCAACAGCAACACAGCUUAUUUCAAUGGGAACUUUUCUAUAGUGUUCUUGUGCCAUCACAUUUUUAGCACAACUAAGCUAACUUCUUGCAUGAUCACAAAUUUGCUCAUUCUGUAAGCAGUUUGUUGCUCUGGAUGUCGCAGCCAUUGUUAGCCUCCCUUGUCUAUGAGUGUCUGCAUAGCAGGCUGCUUCUCACAUUUUUUUUUGGUCAUAGAUCUCAAGAAAUCAUUUUGUUUUACGUAUUUGGUAUGUAUUCUAUCUAUAUCCCACCUCAUUAACCAAAGUUCUCAAAGAUCCACAUGAGUGUAAUUUUAGAACAUGUAGAUGCCUGUCAAUUUCACUCUCUACAGUAUUCAGGGAAGCCAGGAAGGACAGGUCUAGAGUUAAAUUGUCAGCCAUGUGAUCGUUCAAAGGUAUGGUUAAUAGGGGUUGAGAAACACAGCUGAAUUCCACUGUCACGUUUUUGACAUGUUGAUUCUCUCGCCAAUAAUGUACCCUGUCCCUUUUCAUAUAAAGAACUGUUAUGAA
Molecule: messenger RNA, 2874 nt
Organism: Hemicordylus capensis (graceful crag lizard)
Lineage: Eukaryota; Metazoa; Chordata; Lepidosauria; Squamata; Cordylidae
Gene: MANBAL
Product: mannosidase beta like
Exons: 3
Coding region: 116-373 (85 amino acids)
Cellular component (GO): membrane
Source: RefSeq, a predicted model, not a curated record